UGUUGUUGUGCUUUAGGAAUAGUUUCCAACUGGACCAAAAUUCCACCACCACUUUUCAAAAAAGUUGUCAUUGUCCUGAUAGAUGCUUUGAGAGAUGACUUUGUCUUUGGAUCCAAAGGUAAACAGUUCAUGCCUUAUACUACACAAGUUAUUGAAAAAGGGACAUCCUACAGUUUCAUUGCUGAAGCAAAGCCACCCACCGUGACUAUGCCUCGAAUUAAGGCUUUGAUGACGGGUAGCAUUCCUGGUUUCAUUGAUGUUGUUGUGAACCUCAACUCUCCAGCUCUAAUGAGUGACAAUCUAAUAUGGCAGGCAAAAGCAGCUGGGAAAAGAAUAAUCUUUUAUGGUGAUGAUACUUGGGUAAAAUUGUUUCCAAAGCAUUUUGUGGAAUAUGAUGGAACAACGUCCUUUUUUGUGUCAGAUUUUACAGAGGUUGAUGAUAAUGUUACUAGACAUUUGGAUAGAGUGUUGAAGAGAGAAGAUUGGGAUCUCUUAAUAUUACAUUACCUAGGAUUGGACCAUAUUGGCCAUAUGACUGGGCCAAACAGCCCACUAGUAGGACCAAAGCUUCGUGAAAUGGACAACGUCUUGAAGAAGAUUCAUAUUUCUCUUCUGUCAAAGGAAGGAGAGGCUUCUCUGCCCAGUUUGCUGGUUGUUUGUGGGGAUCAUGGGAUGUCUGAAACAGGCAGUCACGGUGGUUCUUCAGAAGGUGAAGUGCACACACCACUGCUAUUUAUCAGCUCUGCUUUUGAAAAGAGAAGUGGUCCUCUAACCCAACUUGAACUUGUGCAACAAACAGAUUUGGCUAGUACACUGGCAGUAGGUCUUGGUCUACCAAUUUCAAGGAACAAUGUUGGGAACAUUAUAUUACCAGUUGUAGGAAGCCAGACAAUGAGAGAACAACUGCGUUUCUUGCACAUGAAUGGGUUCCAGCUUAGCACACUGUUGCAAGAGAAUACACCUGCCUAUGAAAAAGGCAACAAGACGCUAAUAGCAAGAAGUAACUGUACCUGUACUGGUGGUAUAUUCCGGAGCAUAAUGCAGCAUGAUAUCAUUCUUUGUAACCUCAACACUGGUCAAAUUUUUGUGGGUAAGGAUCGGAAGGAGGCCAACAAGGCUGACAUCCUGGUGAGAGUGUGUUAUAGACCAUCCAGCAAGGACAAAGAGGGAGAUGAAGCAGUCUACAAGCAGCUGGCAGAAGUCAUGCAAUCACUAUCCCUUGUCCCUGUGGGAGACUUCAAUUUACCUGACCUCUGCUGCAAAUGCAGUACAGCCCAGAAGAAUUCUAGGAGGUGCCUGGACUGCGUGGAAGACAACUUCCUGGCACAGCUGGAGCAUUUGUGGAAGAGGAUGGAUCCUCCUCCACCAAAGAAGCCUCGGCUUCUCGAGAGCAGCAGCGAGCCGGAGCCAAUGGAUGUAGAUCCUCCGGAGAGCGAUGUUGAACCUAUGCAGGUGGAUCCACCUUCAUCAGGCCCAGGCAAGCAAUAUAACCCCAUGCUUGCCUGGAGACGUCACUACAUCCAUUGGCGGUACAGCAGGGGCUCUCGGUUUCCAUCUCGGUGUUGA
Molecule: messenger RNA, 1566 nt
Organism: Meleagris gallopavo (turkey)
Lineage: Eukaryota; Metazoa; Chordata; Aves; Galliformes; Phasianidae
Source: RefSeq, a predicted model, not a curated record